Molecule: messenger RNA, 3094 nt
Organism: Melanotaenia boesemani (Boeseman's rainbowfish)
Lineage: Eukaryota; Metazoa; Chordata; Actinopteri; Atheriniformes; Melanotaeniidae
Product: type-2 angiotensin II receptor-like
Exons: 2
Coding region: 224-1492 (422 amino acids)
Biological process (GO): G protein-coupled receptor signaling pathway; immune response
Cellular component (GO): membrane
Molecular function (GO): G protein-coupled receptor activity
Source: RefSeq, a predicted model, not a curated record
UACGCACACAUAGACACAGUAAUGCGGAAGCAUGAUACACUCUGGGGUACUCAGCUGUGCAGAAUUCUCUUAGAGAGGUUAAGGAACAUUUGCCAGGACAUGGACUUUAGCCAAAAGAAGCACUGAAGACUGUUUGACCUUUUGGACGGUGCGCCCAACCACUUCAGCUGCCCUAGGAGAUCUGAACGGAGUGCAGUGACGCAAGGGUACAUCUAGUUUCAUAAUGGCAGUCCCAAAUGACCUCUCCAUUUUCAACUACACCUCCUCCCCUUUUUCAACAGCAGAGAUCUAUGUGAACACCUCCCUGCCUCCAACUGCUUCCCCAUGCUCAGACUGGUCUACAUUACCCAUGACUACAGUCAUUCCCACCAUCUACAGCGUCAUCUGCGUGCUGGGAACCAUAGGCAACACCUUGGCAGUGUGCGUUUUGGCUCAUGGUGGUUCUUCAAGGAGAACUGUGGCUAACACCUUCAUGUUGAACCUUUGUGUCUCCGACCUGCUGUUCCUGCUGUCUCUCCCGCUGUGGGCAGUCUACUACUCACAGGGCUACAGUUGGCCCUUUGGUCGAGUGACCUGUAAAAUCUGUGGAGCUCUUCAUACCCUGAACCUUUAUGCAUCCAUCUUCUUCAUCUCAUGCAUGAGCAUGGACCGUUACUUGGCCAUAGUGCACCCACUCCGCUCCCAGCGUGCUCGAGACCCCAAACGUGCCCGGCUCAUGUGUGUCCUGGUGUGGGUUCUAGCAUGUGCUUGCUCAGCCCCCACCCUGGCUCUGAGGGAUACUUACCAUCUUGAAGGGCUUGGAGUUGAGGCCUGUGUGAUUUUUUAUCCUUCUCAUAUUUCAUUCCUGACCCUGGUUUUGAUGAAGAUUGUCCUGGGCUUCCUGUUGCCACUGCUUGCUAUCUCAUGUUGCUACUUUGCCAUUGGGAGGCAUUUAUUGACUGAUACAGUUUUAGUGAGAAUGCAGAGUCAAUCACAUCCCCCCAACAUGCCCUCCUUUAAAUUAUCAGAGUCCCAGGAGAGCUGUUGUAAACCAGAGCGACCCCCGACCCCCUGUGUCAGUCCCAGGUCCAGCAGUGGCAAACCCCCGAUGGGUAGAGGGGUGGAGAGGGUUUUGUGGACGGUUGCAGCUGUUGUCCUGGCGUUCUUCUUCUGCUGGUUCCCCUUCCACUGUGUGACCUUCAUUGACAUACUAAAAAGUGAAGGUUGGCUGGACAGCUGCUGGGUUACCUGGACCAUCAACAAUCUCACACCCCUCACCCUUUGCCUGGGUUUUUCCAACUCCGCCAUCAACCCUGUGCUUUACUGCUUCCUUGGGAACCAUUUCCGGGGUCAUCUUGGGAGCCUCUGUAAGGGCCUGUGUGCUUGUUUAAAGGCCCGCGGGGAGGAGCACAGUCGAAAGAGAGGCUCCUUCAGCACCAGGCUGAGCUCCUUCUCUCGAAAACUCAGUGACCUCAAGGACCUAGCGAUUGUGGAGCCCUCUGGCCCCUCUUAGCAGCACAAACUCAUUCAACUUCAAAAGGCUUUGUUCAUUGGUUUCACACCAAAAGAAUGGAUGUCAAAAGACUACUUAACUCUAAUGAGAACUAAAAACUAAUUGAGUCAAAUUCCAGUGGAGCACAUUAUAUAGCAAUCAAAUAAAUGUGACACACAAUGAAAAAGGAAGGGUAAAAAAAUCUAAAUGUGAUUCAAAACAACCAAAAUGGCAUAGAAAAAACAACCGAAAACAACCACAAAGAAUUGCCAAAUUCUUUGGAGCACAAAGUGAUGACUCAAAAUGAUGAAAAUGUGAAAAUGAUGUGACCAGAUGAAAGGUGAUGCAGCUCUCACCUCAAUGUUAAGCUUUUUUCAGUUUUCCAGAUCUUUACUGUUAACAGUUAAAAUUUGAACAACGUAGUUGUGUUGCUGUUAUCUGUUAUCUACAAGCAUUGUUUUUGGCAACAGCAGGCAGCUCUUUUUUUAUUGAAAAAUCUUCACUGUACAGUACCAACUUAUCAACAUGCAGUGAUAGCAUUAGCUUGUUGAGGUUUGAAAGCUUUUAGUGGUUGAAGCACAAGAAUUGCAACAACCUAUUGUCACUUCCUCCUCACAUACCUUCCCAAUAUCUUAAAAAACAUGAAUACUAUCACCAUCUAGCCUUCUGACUUUUGUAUGAGGUCCAUGUCAGGUGUUGAUAGCCUAACACAAAAUGAUAUUUACCUGUUGCUGUUUACUAUAGACACAGAAGGAUAAAUAUAUGUAAUAGUUAAGCAGUUCCCAGUGCAUCAGAAAAAAACACUAAAUGGGAACUUCAUGUGUUCAAAAAAACCAACAUCAGGGCCCCUUGACCAAGAGACACUAGCUUACGUGAUGAAUUAAGAAUGUGUUGGUUAACAAAGAGCAAAAAUUUAGACAAAUGUUACCCCCCAAAAAGAUUAAAUAACUUAAACAUGAAUACAAAUAAAGAAAACUGCCAGGUUUGUAAAUUAUCAAUGGUUUUCUAACAGGUUUGUUACUUGUAACUGUACAAUAAGUUGUUAUGCUAGGCUAAGCUAACUUUGUACCAUGUACAUGUAAGAACAGAUUUCUUUUUUGUUUCUCAUUUAAAGCUUGAUUCACUAAACUGUCUCAUUCAUUUAAAACACAAACAAUAAUAUGCUAAGAUGUCGGAUAUUCAAAAUUAAAUAACUGAGUUAUCCAAAAGUAUUUGGUAAAUUCUCCUUUGGCUAAGGCUAGCUGUGGCUAUCCGUGAGCAUGCUCUAACUAUUAUGGUUUAUAUUUUUUCAGAUGUUGAAUCCUAUAGUUAAUUAAGUUUUACAUUUCAUUAAGAUAUUUAAUAUUCCAACACAAAUGUCAAAACAUGAUAUUCAGCUAUAAAUGACAUUACAGGUGAACAUGUUUGCUUGAUUUAGGCUAUAAAGAGCAGAUCUAGCUGAUAAAACGUGAGCUGCAGCUAUAGUAUAAAUUAAUUAUGUAUAUUACUUGUCAUUGCUACUUUUUCUUUUCUUUUGUGGGAAAGAUAUUAUGUUUGUAAUCACCAUGUAAUCACCAUUUUAUUGUAAUAUUUUGUACAGCCAAAUUCAAUAAUGAAUAAAGUAAUCAAAAAUUUCCCCCAAAA